Molecule: messenger RNA, 1534 nt
Organism: Mugil cephalus (flathead mullet)
Lineage: Eukaryota; Metazoa; Chordata; Actinopteri; Mugiliformes; Mugilidae
Exons: 8
Coding region: 726-1376 (216 amino acids)
Source: RefSeq, a predicted model, not a curated record
CACAUCAUAUUUUUUGGCCAUGUGUUCAAUUUAUUUGUGUUACUCUCAAUGCAUGCUGUGAAAAAAAAGAAAAAAACAACUGAAUGAGGAAACUUUAUGAAAAAAGAAGACGGGUGAUCAACAGCACCCUCUAGUGGCCACCAUGUAAAUAAAUAGUGUAUGAAUGCCAUGCAUGACUUUGAUAAAAGAUAGUGAAGUACGACCAAGCUUUGAUUCUUAAUAUCCAGUCACUUUAUCCCCAAAAUUCUAAUAAAACUUAUCCCUAAUAGAAUAAUGUGACAUUACACGGUUAGUGCAGAGGCAGUGGCAAGUUUGCAUAGUAAACCACUGUCUCCCUGAUAACAGGUUACCUCAGCUUCUCAGUAUAAGUAUUUAUAUGUCUACCUCUUCUUCACAACUGUUUAUUUUUGCAACACGUUAAAAUUUAAAAAAAGAAAAUCCCACCCUUUAACCUUAUAAUGUAUUAAUUUUAAAUACAAGCUUUCACUUCCAUCACCAAAAACAUACACACACGUAUUGUUUAUGUGGUGACGUUCCAGGAAUUCAUUUAUUUGCAUCUGUAUCAGUGUUUAUGAUCAGCUUGCUGUGCCUUUCCCGGUGCGAAUGUCAUUAGUUUAAGCAAAGCAGAACAGGACAUCGUUCAGGCCAGUGGGAGAAGGGACAGACCAGAGUUCCACCUCUUUCAGGUCUCGAACAGUUCUACAUUCAAUCUGCCACAGGAAAAAAUGGUUAAGACACAGAUAUCCCUGGGCAUUUUGUUCAGUCUUCUACUCAUGGCUGAUGUUGUCUUGACAUGUCUUCCUGUCCAAUGUCUGAGAUGUGACCCCACUGAAGAUUCCUGUUUGGACUGUAAAAAUGCCACUAAGUGUGAGGAUGGAAUACGAUGGGAGAUUCUCUCAAACUGCACACGAGCCUUUGAAGUGACAGUGAACACCACUGGAUCCACUGUGAACGAGGGAGCGGCCAUCACUCUAACAUGUGUCUACGACCUUCCCAACGUGACUCGGAUAACGUGGACCAAGGACGGGAAAGGCGUUGGAGAAGAUAAAGACUUUAAAGUCAUGGAUCAGAAGCUUGUGAUCGAAAACGUGCUUUCGUCUAACAAAGGCAAAUACGUCUGCUCUGUGAACAGCACAUGUGGCAUCUUCAUGUCUCAGCCACAUGAGGUCAAUGUAAAUAACAACAACCUGAUCAUCCUGGUGAUCUGCGGCCUUUCAGCUUUGGGUCUGGUUGUGAUUAUGGGACUGGCCAUGAAAUACAAGCUGCGAAGGGACAACGCUAAACACAAAGAGAGGAUGAAGCAGAGGGCACAGGCCGCACAGGCCGGACAGACCAGCUCUACGGCUCCACCUCCAUUCACGCCGAGAGAGUCUUAAAAAUUCAAAUCCGAAAUUCAAAUAUGACGAAUACUGUAGUUAAAUAAUGUUGUAGCAUUUUGCAUAGAAAUAAAAAAAAACUGUCUAUCUCUGUCUAUGGCAGCAAGUAUGAGUGGAUUCAUGGUGUAAUGCGUCACUCGUGUGUUGAGAUGGGAGGG